Molecule: messenger RNA, 504 nt
Organism: Ectocarpus sp. CCAP 1310/34
Lineage: Eukaryota; Phaeophyceae; Ectocarpales; Ectocarpaceae
Source: the annotation of a GenBank genome assembly
AUGAGCGCUUCAGAGGCCAGCAGUGGCAGUGCUACUCCUUGUAGUGGUGUAGAGACGGCGUCUGCCGACUCAGUGGUGCCUUCUUCGGACACCACAGUGGAUGUGGACGGCUCGGUGACUGCGAGNGAGGUCCGCGCGUACGACGCUGCUGUUGCGCAGGCACGAGCUAUGGCCGCCAAUAGCGCAGAGAAAUCCGCGGUUGCACAGGAGGAGAGAGCGAACACGGCGAUUGACGUCUCCUUGUAGACUAGGGUAGCCGAGAGUGUAGAGUAGCCCGCGGCCGUGCAAGAGGGGUGCCCCUACUGAGUGUGGUUGUGGUUUUGUUGUUUUGUUCGGUGUCCGUUCAUCGUAGUACAUGUAUGUAUUUUGUCUUUUCUAUGUUUUUCGUCGUUCAUGCUUUCUUGUGGCAGUGACUUGUGUCGUUUGCCUUUUGUCUGGUCUCUUGUCUCGUCUUUUUUCUUAGCUUCUGGUCUUUUGUGUUUUGUCUUCUCCAGCUGGUCUUCU